Molecule: messenger RNA, 8571 nt
Organism: Lethenteron reissneri (Far Eastern brook lamprey)
Lineage: Eukaryota; Metazoa; Chordata; Hyperoartia; Petromyzontiformes; Petromyzontidae
Product: hydroxylysine kinase-like
Molecular function (GO): amino acid kinase activity
Source: RefSeq, a predicted model, not a curated record
UUUAUCUUUGGGCGUCGGUGAUGAUGAUAGUGGUGGUGUUGGUGGGAAGGGAGUGAAUUUCACGAACAAGAGCCGAAGAGAGUUGUCGGAGUCUGGGCAGCAUCAGCAGCAGGCGUAGUAACGAUGCAAACCGUGCCGCAGGACAACGGCCACGACCACGAGAAGCCGUGCCUCAGCGAGUCCCACGCGGUGAAGCUGGUGGAGCGCCUCUAUGGGGUGAGCGUGGCGGGGGUGAGCCCUCUGGCGAGCUACAUCGACCAGAACUACCGCGUGCUGGCGCGCGACGGCCGCCAAUUUGUGCUCAAGGUCACCAACACGCGGGACAGCCAGCGGCCGCAGCUGCUCGAGGUGCAGAUGGCCAUGAUGAGGUUCCUGCAGCAGAGGGGCUUCCCCAUGCAGGAGGUGGUGGACAACGUCAGCGGGAAGAUCAUGUCGCUCGAGAGCAUCGACUGCGGCGAAGGUGAGAAGGAGUUCAACGUGCGGCUGCUCACGUACCUGCCCGGCGUGCCGCUGUCCAGGGUGUUGGCGGACGGCAGCCUGUACUACCAGGUGGGCAAGCUGGCAGCAAGCUUCCACCAAGCCCUGCAGCAGUUUGAGCACCCGUUCCUGCACUACCUGCAACGAGACGAUUUCAUCUGGAACCUGUCCAACACUCACCUGCUCGAGGCCUACCUGUUCGCUCUGGACGGCGACCCCAACCAGGGCCUGGUCAGGGAGGUCAUCGCCAAGUUCCGCGAGGAGAUCCAGCCCAACCUGCACAAGUUCACCAGAUGCAUCAUCCACGGUGACUUCAACGACGACAACAUCCUGGUGCAGGAGGUGGACGCGGAGAGCGAGCGGCAGCCGGGGCCCAAGUCGGCGUCGGGCAACACGGCGAACGGAGCGCCGCGACACUGCGUCUCCGGCAUCGUGGACCUCAACUCGAUGAUGUUCGGCUACCACGUGUACGACCUGGCCAUGGCCAUCAUGUACAUGAUGGUGGAGAGCGGAGAGGCGAUGGAGGCCGGGGGUCACGUCCUGGCCGGCUACGAGAGCGUGCAGCCCCUCAGCGAGGACGAGAGGAGGGCCGUCUACUUCCUGGUGGCAUGCAGGUUCUGCCAGUCGCUGGUCAUGGCCCGCUACACGAUCCUGCGGUACCCGCAGAACGCCGACUACCUGCUGAUAACGGCGCGCACCGGCUGGGUGAAGCUACGCGAGCUCUGGACCAGGGGCCUGGAGGACAUGCAGAGGCUGUGGUCCGAUGUGGCGGCACGGUACAGAAACUAGAACGGCAGUGGGGAUCGAGCGGACGGCGAGGAGAGAGAAGGGGGAGUUGGUUGGUUGGGGGGGGGGGCCCACCGUGAGACGCGUCCUUCCACUCGCCCCACCGGUACCGCCCAAGGCUUCGCAAGGAACCGGUUUCAACUUGAACGUGGCGCCCGUUGGUUUUGGACAGGUGCGAUCUUUAAAUACGGAAUCUGAAAAAUGUGAAUUGCUCGUGCCAGGCACUUAAUGCAUAGAGGAGGUUUUUCGUGGCUUCAGGUUGAGGAGGCCACAAGCGCCAUCUCGGGUUUUCCAGUCUCGGGCGCGAUGGCGCGCGCGUCUGGUGGAUUCGUUGAGUAACUGGAAUGCGACGGCAUUGGCUUCAUCGGCAAUACGAUGCAAGUGCAUUGAGAGACCGUCUAAAUCCGCAUCCCUGGGAAUCGCCCAAAACAGGAACGUAUUUACUCAUUUUCUUCUUUGAAACAUUUCUGAGAUAGGAGAUGAUCGUAGACAAGAAGGACGAGGAAAGUUUUGGGCCUGGACUUGAACAGGGGGCAGUAAGAUGGGAGAUCUUAGUUGCUGGCGUGCAGAGAAUAUUGAAGGUGAUUAGAGUGAGGGGGGGGAGAGGUAGGAGCGUUUAGAGUCCAUGGAAGAUCUUGAAGACAUUGAAGGCGUCUUCAAGAUCCUCCAUCUUGCAGUUGAGUCGGAAUCAGGUUGAGAGCACAGUGGAGGGAUCGGAGUACCGGGUUGAUGCGUUCUCAUUGAUGGGUGCAAGUUAGAAGGCUGGACGAUCACUUGCACUUAGGAAGGUGGGGGAUUUGUGGAGUCCACAGAGAGGAGGAGUCCCUCCAUGAUUAAUCAAGGGGCAUGAUGAGGGCACGAAUAAUAUUCUUGAGCAGCAGUUCCAUCGGCGCUUUCUCCACCGGACAGGUCAGAGGUCGCAAACGGGUUUUGAUUCUGUACCCGUACCCGGCCGCACCAGGGUCGCAAACGGCUACCCGUACCCGGCUGGGUAGCCGGGUAUUGGGUAGGGUACGGGUAUCGGGUACCCGGUUGCGACCUCUGGGACAGGUGCACAUAUCUUCCCGGGAGAAACUGGUCCAUAAUUGGUCCCUAGCAAUGAAACUUCAUCAUCAUCAUCAUCACACUUUUCUUUCACGUUCCAGUUCUCAACGAAUCCACCUGUACGCACCAAGUGACGGGCGGGGGCAGCACAGGACCGUCGCAGACAAAACCCAUUGUUGUAUUGUGCUUCUAUGCUCCCGUGUCCAUUCUUGUCCACCUUUAACCCGCACUGACCGGCACGGUGAAUUGUGGUCGCGUAACCCCCAACGGACCAGCACGACGUGGGUGGUCGUCCUCGUGCAGCGGUGGUUUGACACGAGGCCUGUACGCGUGACUCUCAAUCUCACGUCACCGGAGGUCAGAGGUCACAACCGGGUACCCGAUACCCGUACCCGAUACCCGGCUACCCGUACCCGGCCGGGUACAGGUACCCGUUUGCGACCUCUGCCGGAGUUUGAACAAACCUGAAGUGGAAGCUGUUGUUUCCUCAACCUGGAGGCACUGGUCACCCACUGCCUUGUUGCAUAUGUACAUACACGGAUUUAUACAUAUUUCAACACACAUGUACAUUUGCUUUCCUUAGGUCACGUGUGUAUGCAUGUAUGUAUACAUGCAUGUGUACAUUCAUACCUACACACAUGCAUUCAUAUGUACAGAUAUAAAUAUAUAAGUCCACUAAUAAUUUACAUAGGGACAUGUUGGCAGAUCUAUACAUUUGUAAAUACAUUUACAAACAUAUACUCAUGUAUGUGUACGCAACACAUGUAUGGGUAUAUGUUUGUAUGGGGCGUACAUUGACACGUAUACAUAUUUCCAUACACAUACAUUUUUUUCCCAUAGGUCACGUGUGUAUGCAUGUAUGUAUACAUGCAUGUGUACAUUCAUACCUACACACAUGCAUUCAUAUGUACAGAUAUAUACAUGUAAGUCCGCUAAUAAUAAACGUAGCGACAUGUUGGCAGAUAUAUACAUCUGUAAAUACAUGUACAAACAUAUACCCAUGUAUGUGUACGCAGCACAUGCAUGGAUUAUAUGUUUGUUUGGGGCGUACCUUGACAUUGCUUACUUAGGCCUAUGUAAUUAUAUUCGUGUGUAUAGCACAUUUACCUGUACAGGGUGUCCUUGAAUGUACCCAUAAUUAAAUAAUCAUAAUUAUACAUCUAAUUGAACUGUGCGGUUCAAGUUUCUAGUUUGUUAUGUUCAUGCAGGAUGGUCUCGUGCAAGACUGACCUGGGGCAUUCGGAUGGCAGUAGGGAGAGUGAUGAACGCCAUGUUGCGAACUACGUCAAGGGAUCUUUAACGUGUCCUCCUGGCUGAAAUAUUGGCAGCAAAGAUUCCUUACCGUUGCGUGCAUUUGCCGAUUGCGAAAACCUUGAGCGAAUCCGUGUAGGCAGCACGCACAAAAAGCGCGCACUGAGUGUACAAAAUAGCUGCAUCCAUCAUCCAUCUUUCUAGAAUGGUCGUCGACAGCAGCACACGACAAAAGUAUGUGAAACGAUUGCAGGUGGGAUGUUGGCAAACGCCUGGGACUUUUAACUCUCGAUAUGAUGCGUGUCAACGCCGAUGGUCGACGUGGCGGUUGAGAGGGGGGGCAUGAGACCCGGAUGAUGAAAUCUUCACAUCACCAAGUGUGAUUGGGUAUGUGAUUUCAUAAACCGAGCUCGGACUGCAGUCCACUGUAAUUAAUGUUUUUCAGUGAUGGGUGGACACCCUGUAACAGGUACACUCACAAUCUUAUACAGUAGACGUGUACAUUGAGAUAUGUUAAAUGCAUGCUGUUAGAAUUAUGGUGUAUAUGUGUUACUGUUAGGGAUGUUCCAGAUUUUCGGACGAAUCUGAAAAAAUCUGACAAUCAGGCCGAAGACGUCAAAUUUGGGGCAAAAUAAAUAAAUAAUCGUUUUAUUGAUCUGAAAAAGUGAUGGCACCUUUUUGUGAGGUCACUUUCAUGCCAAGAGUGGUGUCACGUGACAUGAGGUAAUGGCCACGUGACAUCACUUGUUAAAACCCAAAAACGCAUAAAAAUUAGUACAUCGUGUAAGUGGUAAAAAAAAUCCAUAAAAAGAUCCAUAAUUGUUGUUACAAAUGCAAACAAAUAUUUUUUUAAAUCAGAAAAUCACCCGUAGUAUUUUACAUGCAUAUGCAUAUCUGUACACGUAAGUAUGGGUGUGCAUACACAAAUACUAGGCGUGUCGCUAUGCAUAGAUAAUAAACGACUCCUACACCCGCAAAGAUUCGCAUCUAAUCGUGCAUUUGGGAAUUGAUUAUUUAGAAGUGAUGCAAACGACAUCUGAGCGACACGAUACGCAUUGCAGUCGGGCAAAGUCGACUGAACGAAAACCGUAGAGACGAGAACGAAAAAAAAGCGUGAAUCAAUACAAAGGCGAGUUUAAUCACUGAUGGUGACCCAUUUUGCAGGACCGGUGUUUUUAUCGGUCAUGUAACAACGCAAGCGGAUCGAAUCCUCGACCGACGGUGAUUCCGUAUGCUCACAACACGUGGCAAAGAGUGAGCGUUAGAAUCGCUCAGUAAACCGUUUGGCCAACGUUGGUCGAACGUUCAUUCUUGCGCUGGCCCAGAAGUUCCACGUUUACUGGGAAGCCACUUGCAUUCCAUCCAUGCAAUCCACCUCAUUGAUUCGGUCACCUAAUCCCCGCAGCCACUAGAUGUGCCGCGUUCACCACAUUUGGUCAUUAAAACUAAAUUGUUUAAUCUUGAAUCCAUCGCAGCGCCCGGAAUCGUGACGAUACGUCGAACUGCUGGGUGGUGGGGGUAGUCUGAUUCGUACAUGCCUAGUAUUUACCUACAUGCAUAACCUGCGCACAGGAUAGUACUGGCAUAACGCGUGUAGCCAGUUUUACGCCUUCCAAAGUGCCUUUUUUUAACAAAACAGGAGAGACGCGAGCGGUCCAGUUACAGAGAGCUAUCCUCCAGAAACGAUGCUUGCGUUCCUCUGCACGGCUACGUCCUGGUGCGACAACCUGUGGUUAAUCACAACAUUGCUCAUCGCUCCCUGCCGUAGCUGCUUGUGCGUUAGGAACGUAUUUUUGCUGCAUCCAGCGCUGUCGACAAAACAGCGUUCACAUGUAGUUCACGCAGAUUUUCAGUGCAGCGUGCUGCAACGUUUGCCUAGCUUUGAACUAUUGUGUCGUGUUGUUUUAGUUUCCCGCUCCGCCCCCCCCCCCCUCUCCCGAAUAUAUUUCACGUUCAGUGUAUUUGUUUUGGCGCAGGUGAGAAGCAAAAUAAAAAUCGGCGCAAAAACAACUUUCGCCACGUAAAAUAUAAAAAUCGAAAAAAUAACAAAAAUAUAAAUGAAUGUUAAAGAAUAUAUUCCCGAUGGUGCUUGCCGAUGUGUUUUCCAAUUACACUGUCAAUAUCGUGCCUUUGUGCAAAGUAACCAUUUGAAAAUCCUGCAAAGCAGUGCACCACCCUGUGUGCCACGCACUUCCAAAAAGAAGUCUCCUGAAAAUUCAGUUAUUGAAAAACGACGUGUUUUGAAUGGCCAAACCCCUUUCAAAGCACCGUCUAUACGUACACACGCAAACCUGAACAGGCUAAGGCUGAAAUAAAGCAACAAUGCGGAUGCCGAAUUUUUUAAAAUUCCGAUGUCAUGUUUGGAUUUGACAUCCUUCAACGCUUCCAGACAAUACUUUCACAGGACCAAGCUUACAAACGACAGAACACACGCAAGUUUUAGCCCACGGAAUUUUUAAGAAGGCAAAUCGCAGUUUUCGGAUUUUAAAAUCUGAUGUCAUGUUUGGAAUUUGUCUCCCUUCAGCAUUUCCAGAUGCAAACUUCGAUUAGGUCUGAGUUUGUGGGGAAAAAAAAACACCCAAGUCAAAAAUGUUUUGGUCCUACAUUUGAGGGGCCUGUAAUGAAAAUGCCGGUUUUUCAAUUUUUCCAAGUCGUAAAAUGUCGAGACUAGGCUCUCGUUGUUUCAAUUUUAAUCUCUCCAAACGCUUUAGAACAUCAUUGUAAUCGACAUCGCUCGCUCGGUGAACUUAGAUUGGGGAGACAUGAAUGGUUAUGUUAAGUGGCUUAUUAUUACUGGAAUCUUUAGAUGUUAAUAAUCAUUAUUUAGUUGCGGUUGAUGAUCAAAUGUGACGGUGCUGUCGUUAUGGUCUCUAGCAAUUGCACCACAAUCGAGGGGUGUCCCAGAAUGACCUGGUAACCCACACUUGUUAUUGUUCUCUCUAACGCCACGUGUGACUUCUUUGAAGCGCUUGACAAUACAAUCAUCCCAUCAACUUCCCCCGUACGGAUGUUCCGCACAGUGGCCUCGAAACAUUCGCUCCCAUCAUCUCCUCCAUCCCCUUACUCUCUUUUACAAAGCCCUACCUCUCACGAAGGUGAGCUGCUUGUUGUGUGGGUUAUCAAGUUUCCCUAACACGCCCGCCAGUUGCAGUAGAAUCUGGCUAUGAGCACACCCUUUACAGAGCAAGGCCGCCAGUGUAACGUAAGAAUGUGUUGCCAUAUAAGAACUGUGCUUAUAGCAGGUGUGCUUAUAUCCAGCUCCUACUUUAUCUGUUUUUAUUUGCCAAUGAUUAUUACCCAGGGUCCACAGCAUGGCGGCUCGUCGCUCGUGACGCCCACAUGCAGUGUUGUGUCAACGCAAACCACAAUGCAAUGCGAUUUUUGUUAUGGAAGUGUCCGCAUGCGACCCCUAAUGACCUGCGGUCUAACCGCGCGCCGAUCUCAUCUUGAGCAGGUUUUGAGCCUGGAUACUGUUCGGAUGGGCGACCAUCUUGCACAAAACACAGGUGCAGUCGUAGUGGGCGAUCCGGGCAGUAGAGGGCAGUGCAGCGAAAUCGAUGUUGUGUCUGUACUCCCCCUGACCUUUUACCAAAACACGCUGACGUGUGGUCAGAUAACCCCUCACCACCCACUGCUGUGCUGGGUGGCGUGAUCCCUUAUCCAGCAGUGGAUUGACAAACGGGAGAUGUAUACACGCACACAACACACGCAUGGCCGUGUAGCCAAGACGAAAGAUAAUCCGUUGGAUCUCUUUGACACAAUGGAAUUGUAUCGAACAAAUUGUUCAGUCAUUUUCACAAGUGAGGGGGAGAGAAGGGGGUGGGUGGGGGUGGACCUUUUUCAACUCUGACCUCUUUUUAACUCGCUGGUUGCCCCCCCAGUGAUCCGGCAGAGGCCGUGGUUUCAUUCCGGGGGUUUGUGCAGUGCACGGAAUUUAUAGCGGUCCGCAUCCAGUUUGGCCAACCAUCACUACACCCCCCACCCCCCGUACAUUUCACGUACAACCAGAGGACCAAAGCGCCCCGCAGUUCAUUCAGUCUUCACGCGUGGCGCGCCCGCACGCAAGGAGGCCUUACAUUUCUCAUGGAAUAUUUUCCGGGUCGCUGGUAGACCGGAGAAGGCACACGUGAUUUUUGUUUUUGUGUAGUCACGGCCGUGGUGUGAUAAGUGAGUACUGGAUGUGGUGUGCCGGGUUGCGGGACAUGGUUGAAAUUAAGGCCCGCUCACAUGCGAAUCUGUGGGUGAUGAUAAUACUGUCAGAAUCUUUUUUUCCCCUAUUCAUUUACCCAGGAAAUCUUGACUGGUUAUGAGAUGUUCUAUUCAUGAUGUUCCAGCUUUCAGAUGUUUGACCAAUUCCUUUGUAGCUUGUUUGGCUCGUGAGAGGAAACCAGAGAAACUCGGGGAGAACCUGGGCAUACGAAGGGGGGGGGAUAACACUCAACAACUGCACAGAUGGAUUUAAGAAAACCAACGUACACCGACAUCUGUUGGCCCACUUGCAGCGCAAGGCCUAAAACGUCUGCUUUUCCCAGACAGUCUUCAAGUUAAGCACUAAACCCAGGCUCUUCUCCGGCUGAGCUUCAAAGAUCUGACGAGAUUUGGUGCAUUCUGGGUUAAUUUUGUUAUUUCGUGAGUUGCGGUUGCAUUCAGAUAUUUAAAAAAAAUCUAAACUACAGUUGACCUUAGAACCCUCAGACACGGGCGUGGGGAGUCCUGGCCUCGUGAAAGAUCAGUCGACUUUCCUGCGUUGCCAUGACCUUCCACUCGGCGGACUUUGGGAACUGUAGUGGGGCGGGGGUGGUGGGUGUUUGAUGGUUCUGCUGUAAAGGUUUCCUCUACAAAAGUGGGACACUCCGGGUCGGCACGGUCAAGAGUGUUGCGCAGCCGGUGUGUUGAUGUGUUGUCCAGACUUCUCCAUUCGUAUGUGAAUAUCAUAAUGCGUGUUGCACUCCUGUGUAUAUUGUACCCUUUUUUUUGUGCUAAAUGUGAAAAUAAAGUGAGCUCAUGAGGAUA